AUGGCAGAUAUAAAGACUUCUAAACCAACAGUAGACAGAGAAAAAACAUGUCCCUUCCUUCUCCGCACUUUCGUACGCCAAGGCUCAUUCCACCCUCUGACACUAUUCGACGCCUCCCUCCCUCCUCCCUCUGACGAAUACGCGCUCUAUACAUGGAGGGAUACGACGCUUAAGGAGCUUGCUCUACUGCUCAGGGGUGCGGUGGCUGAGGGAGCGGGGAAGAGCGCACUGGCGAGGUGGAGCUUUAGAGUUGUGUUCCCCGAUCAGAGGGGUAGGGUGGGGAGCAGGGAGUUGGGGUUCGUACAUGCUCGCGAGCUGGGAAGCUGGAAAACCGAGGAAGGAGAGAAGGAGAAGGAGGGGGAGGAACCGUCGAGUGCUGCGAGGGAGAAGCGCCUGAAUCUGACCCCAGAUGACCGCACCCUCGAGGAGCUCAGGGUCGUCCCAGGGGACAUACUCAGCGUAGCUGUCCUCACCCCCCACACCGGGCGUCAAGCAUCAGGAGGAGUGGGACGCGGUGCCGGAAGAGGGACGGGGAUGGUGCAGGGCGUUAGGGGUGCAGAGCCUUGGGCAGGGCUGGGAGGGGGAAGGGGAGCAGAUCAGGCGAGCUGGAGAGGUGGGAGGGGGGGACCUGGUGCUGCUGUGGGGAGAGGCGUGGGCAGAGGGGUUGGGAAGGAGGAUGAAAGGCGCAUGGGACGGCGUGGGGAUCGGGAGUUUGAGCGGGAGAGGGAGAGGGAGGAACGACCCCGCGACAGAGCCGACUACGGGAGGGAACCGGAACGCGAUACAGACUUUGGUCGUCCUGGGAAAGAACGCGAUACAGAGCGAGAGCACGGGAUUUCGCCUACUCGAGAGCUGGACUAUGGGAGGGACCGAGAACGAGAACGAGAGCGGGAGAGGGAUCGGGAGCCAGCGUAUGGACGACGGGCACCGUUGCCUCGCCGAGAGAGGGACGACGUGGACAUGGACGAUGACCGGCGUGAUCGUCGUGAUCAGAGCAGGGAGAGGGAGAGAGAUGGAGGGAGGAAGAGGAGGAGAAGUCCGAGUUAUUCGCCUGUGAGGAGGGACAGCACAAGUCUGAGUAAGAGUCGCAGUCCUCGUAAGGAUUCACGUGAUUGAUAUUACUGCUCUAAUACUGUUACUCUCUGUCACUCUGAUGCUGAUUGAUGCUGAUUAGCGCUGAUUGUUGGAUAAUAUAAUUGUUCAUUUCCCAUUGUAAUAAUAGUAGACAAUUCUUGUGCGAUAU
This is a messenger RNA of Dacryopinax primogenitus, 1243 nucleotides long. RefSeq lists its product as uncharacterized. Gene Ontology annotation, cellular component: nucleus. The record is from RefSeq and is a predicted model, not a curated record. Gene Ontology annotation, biological process: negative regulation of DNA-templated transcription. NCBI's taxonomy places the organism in Eukaryota, Fungi, Basidiomycota, Dacrymycetes, Dacrymycetales, Dacrymycetaceae. Gene Ontology annotation, molecular function: transcription corepressor activity; transcription factor binding. Bases 1 to 1116 code for a protein of 371 amino acids. The transcript has 2 exons.